This is a messenger RNA of Penicillium canescens, 645 nucleotides long. RefSeq lists its product as uncharacterized. The record is from RefSeq and is a predicted model, not a curated record. The coding region runs from base 1 to 645 and encodes 214 amino acids. Lineage: Eukaryota; Fungi; Ascomycota; Eurotiomycetes; Eurotiales; Aspergillaceae. The transcript is spliced from 3 exons. Gene Ontology annotation, cellular component: cytoplasm; nucleus.
AUGCGCUUUCUCUGUCUACACGGCGGUAGCACCAAUAGCGAGAUCUUCGAAAUCCAAACCGGAGGCCUACGCCAACAACUCGAGAAGAAUGGCCACCGCUUCAAAUUCAUGAACGGCAAACAAGAUGCCCAAGUGGAAGAAGAACUUGAAGGUGUCGUCGACGGCCCCUUCUACAACCACUACCAUAGAGGCGACACAGCGCCAGGCUCAUCAAUCCAAGAAGCAUACGAACACACGCUGCAAUUCAUGGCAGAACAAGGCCCCUUCGACGCUGUAAUGGGGUUCAGCCAAGGCGCAGCGCUAGCCGCAUCACUGAUAAUCAACCAUAGCAAAACGAACCCAGGAAGCGCGCCGCUGUUUCGCGCCGCGGUGUUCAUUUGCGGUGCGGCGCCGUGGGAUAGUGCCGGGAUGGAGCAUAUCCUGCCGCGGCCGGAUACGUAUCCGAUUAAGAUUCCCACGGCGAACAUUGUUGGCAAGUUGGAUUCGUUGUAUGGGGAGAGUGUGCGGUUGUUUGAAUUGUGUGAGCCUGCCCAGGCGGCUUUCUAUGAUCAUGGGUCGAAGCAUAUGGUUCCGUUUGAUAUGCGAAAUACCGAGGAGAUGGUUCGGGUUAUUGAGGAGACUAUUAAGAAGGCUAUGAGGGGGUAG